AUGAAGUCGCCGCUCUUCUGUAUCGUCGCUGCAUCACUCUCGCCUUUGUUCCGUGUCGCGUCGGCCAGACAGCAGACGCAGCACCCAUUUGCAACCGGAUCCAGCACGCGCAACUACACCUUCGUGGUUGACCCCUCUCGGCUGACAGUGAACAACUAUGCAGUCCAUCUCAUGCUCGAGUCCAAUAUCAACCAGGCCACCGAUGGAGGCAUCUACUCAAACCUGCUCAUAAAUCGUGCGUUUCAAGACGACGGCGGCUCCGUCAGAUACUGGGACCAGCUCAGCCCAGACACGGUCUUGGACACGUCUCGCCAUCGACCCCUGUCCAAGGCCCUUCCCACAAGUGCGUUCAUUGCACCAGGCCCUGUCGGCAUCGGAUUUUCGAACCCAGGCUGGCCAGGCGGCAUUGCUGUUCGCGAAACGAAGUACCGUUUCUCGUUCUACGCACGCUUGGACGAGGAAGACCAAAACAAAGACAGGCCCGACACGGUCCAAGUGCCUGUCGAGGUGAGCCUCAAGGUGCAGGACCGUACGACGGGGGCCGACACGAAUAUUACACUCUCGCUCUCGCCUCAGUGGAAACUGUUCGAAGGUACACUCGAGCCGACAGGCAACUUCUCCGAUGGUUUGGGCCGACUGGAAUUCAAGUUGCUCAAGGCGUUGUCCAGGCCGAUCUACUUUUCCCUCUUCUCCCUCUUCCCGCCAAAGUGGCACCACCUGCAUCUGCGAGCCGAUGCAGCCGAGGCGCUGGCUCAAUUGCGUCCGAAGCUCGUCCGGGUGCCGGGCGGGAAUGACCUCGAGGGCCUGAACAUGGGAAGCGCAUUCGAUUGGGAAAAGACAAUCGGGCCUCUGAUCGACCGGCCAGGUCGUCUGCCUUCGUGGCAGGGUACCGGGUGGAAUACCGAGUCGUUUGGGCUGCACGAGAUGCUCGACAUGAUUGAGCAGUUCGGCGCUGAGGCUUGCCUGGGCCUGUUUGCGGGAACAUCGCUCGACGGCAGCGCAGCAUACGGGCGCGACAUGGACGACGUCGCUCGCCACGCCAUUGACGAACUUCAUUACAUCACGGACGAACAAGGGCCCUGGGCCGACAAACGAGCACAAAAUGGCCGCAAGAAGCCUUGGAGCUUGCACGUUGUCCAGCUCGGCAACGGGGAAAAUUACUACCCGCACAACAACUCCUACCAGUCUCGCUUCAACGUCAUGCAAGAGUCCAUCAUACGAGAAUUUGGCACGGGCCGAUUCGAAAUCAUGUCUGCAGCGAGCGCAAUUAAGAAUUACACUGCGGUGGACAUCCACGACUACAAUUCGCCCCAGUGGUUCCGGGACAACUACGACCGGCUUGAUCACUGGCCUCGAAGCGACACACGGAUCUACGAGCUCGAGAUGGCCGUGCUGCACAACCAGGAAGCCAACCUCAGUCCGCCCAACUGGGGCGGCUCGCUCUCUGAGUGCAUUUACAUGCUCGGCCUAGAGAGGAACGGCGAUCUAUGCUACGGCUCAGCCUAUGCGCCCUCCGUGACCUCCUUUGCCUACAAUCCAAACGCGGCAAACGUCGUGGCAAUCGGGCCUGCCAAAAUUUCGAGAUCGACCUCUUACUUUUGCCAACAGGCCUUUUCCCUCUUUCCAGCGACGCACAACGCUGCUCAUCACUGGCUCAACCAGUCACUCGAGGUGGUUGGCCCAUAUUCCACGCACGACUACCCUCUCCGGCAGACACAAGGUGGAUUUAUAAGAAAAAAAGAUCAGAAGCUGGUCCAGGUACAGGACCGGCCGUUCAACAGUCAGAGCGAGACCCAGGACAUGUCUUCAGAAUGGCGCGACAGCGUGAUCGAUAAGAAGCUCGACCUCUACAAGAGCGUGGGCGUCAACAAAGAAACGGGCCAGCUCGUCGUUCGCUUGGUCAAUUUUUCCUCCAAAGAUUGCGACAUUCACAUACAGCUGGACCCUUCUUCUCCGGUCCACUUCGCUGGUGAUCAGGGAGGUGAACCCGACGUCCGCUGGACCCUACAGAGCGAAGAUCUUGAGAGUGAAAACACACCCGCAAGGGGCGAAUUGGUCAGACCACGAAAGCGCAGCUUGCAACCAGGGGAGAGAGGUCAGCGCGAAAUAAAUCUGCAUCUGGAGCCUUACGCCCUCGAUGUGGUCACUGUCGGUUUGUCAGGCUUGUUUUGA
Messenger RNA from Acaromyces ingoldii, 2172 nucleotides. RefSeq names its product glycoside hydrolase. The record is from RefSeq and is a predicted model, not a curated record. Gene Ontology annotation, molecular function: alpha-L-arabinofuranosidase activity. The transcript is spliced from 2 exons. NCBI's taxonomy places the organism in Eukaryota, Fungi, Basidiomycota, Exobasidiomycetes, Exobasidiales, Cryptobasidiaceae. Gene Ontology annotation, biological process: L-arabinose metabolic process. Bases 1 to 2172 code for a protein of 723 amino acids.